Messenger RNA from Trichoderma reesei QM6a, 1755 nucleotides. RefSeq lists its product as uncharacterized. The record is from RefSeq and is a predicted model, not a curated record. The coding region runs from base 1 to 1755 and encodes 584 amino acids. The transcript is spliced from 2 exons. Lineage: Eukaryota; Fungi; Ascomycota; Sordariomycetes; Hypocreales; Hypocreaceae.
AUGGCCGGGCAGCUCAGAGAGAACCGCAUCGCCCGAGGCAACACGCCGUCCGGGGCGCUCGACCAUGUCCUCCAUCCAGACACGCCCCAGAGCGAGCUCGACUCGAAGCUGUGGAUCGUCGACCGCAUCCUCGAGCCCCAGACGCUCCCGCACUUUCUCGAGUCCACCAUGUUCGGCACCUUGUCCGACGGGAGCCCGUCCUCGUUUACGCCGCUGUCGGAGGAGAUUGUGAUGCUGAUACAACAGCCGCUGGCGUCGUGGGCGCCGCCCCCGUUCGACGCCCGCCACGAGAUUCCCAUGCAGCAGAUUGCGAUACGUAUCGGCUCCCAUGAGGACGCGGACCGGCUGAUACCCAUCUCGAAGGAGCUUCACGCGAUGAAGUCGAGGCUGUGGGAGGGCGUCAUGCCGCUCUCUGAGAGGCGGUGGGAGGAGCUCGGGCUUGAUUCCGCGGACAAUUUUCACGAGGCUUGCCAGUACAUUUGUGCCGUGACCAAUGUGUUUCACUAUCUGAAUCUGCCGCCGGUCAAGAUUGCGCUUCGGGAGACGUAUAAUCUCAUCUGGGGACACCUGAAGGACUUUGAGGAUGCGGUGAAUGCGAAGAAUAGGCUGGAGGGCCAGCCCGAGGUGCAGAUUGCGGCUCGAUGGCACGAGUACAUCAAGGCGCACUACGAGUUCAUCUCGGCUCGCUCUCACAAGUGGGUGAUUGACAGCCUCGAACGUCUUCGCCGCCCGGUCCUCGAGGAGCUCGCGGUCACUCCUUCUCCAGCAACGAAUGACUUCAGCUCGCGGCAAUGGACGCUGACGGACAGACUCCAUGACCUGAUGGAGAACGGGGCUCAGGCGGACUCGGCCAUCUUCUUGCCCAUGGACGGAUACGAGGGAGAAGGCCUUGCCGCCCAGGACGAUGCGCCGCCGCGGCCAGACGCCGCCGAGCCGUACCGCAAGUUGCCCAUUUCCUUCUCUGCAAACACGCUGGCUCGCACGGGCGAUUACUAUCUGAGGCUAAAGUAUCUGUCGCGCACAGAGUUCUGGCUCGGCCAGGAGCGCGGCGGCAUGGACGUCCCGCCUGGGUUGCCGACUGGCUUUGAGCUGCUGUCUGAUGUCGCGCAGACGGCGCAGUGCCAGGUGAGGGCUCAGGAGCUGACGAGGCGGGAGCUGAGGGGGGAGCCUGUGACGUUUGGACAGGAGCUCUGGGUGACGAAGGCGAAUGAGUAUCUUGGGACGGAGACCAACUUUGAGUGGGGGUACGUCGCCUACCGGUUGUCGCAUGAUCAUACGGAUGAGGAGUGGGAGGCGUUCAAGAGCAAGUUUGAAGAGGAUGUGCAGAACUGGGGGAGGGAGUUGACGGGGGUUGAGGUGAUUAGGGAGCGGUCCAAGGUUUACUGGAGAGAUGCGAGGGAUCUGGGUAUAUCAGACGGGGACUCAUUCAGAGAGUCUGCGGACUUCCCAUCCAGCGUCCACAAGGACAUUCUUCUAGCAGCUGACAAGGGCGUCAUUGACUCCUAUCUCCGGCCGACGCCGCAGCAAAACGGCUUCGUGAUGGCCAUUGACGCAGAUUACGACCCUAAUGAGAUUGACGGGGAGCGGGCGGACGAGUCGCCGGGAUACACAGGCGUCGUGCGGGUGCUGGGGAGCUUGUUGUGGGAUGACCUGGGCCCGCUGGUGUUUAUGCAGACGCAGCAUUUGUUUGAGCUGUGGCCGCUCGCGAUGAAGCAUCCUUUGGGGGUGUAUGAGGGGCCGCUGGGAAGGAUGUAG